This is a messenger RNA of Capsicum annuum, 1047 nucleotides long. RefSeq names its product indole-3-acetic acid-amido synthetase GH3.6-like. Lineage: Eukaryota; Viridiplantae; Streptophyta; Magnoliopsida; Solanales; Solanaceae. Gene Ontology annotation, cellular component: cytoplasm. Bases 1 to 1047 code for a protein of 348 amino acids. The record is from RefSeq and is a predicted model, not a curated record. Gene Ontology annotation, molecular function: indole-3-acetic acid amido synthetase activity. The transcript has 2 exons.
AUGAAUUUCAUGUUCAUUAAGUCUGAAACCAAGACCCCAGGGGGAUUAUUAGCUCGUCCCGUUUUCUCUAGCAUUUACAAGAGUCGUCAGUUCAGAAGCAAUAGUCCCUAUGCAAACUACACGAGUCCGAUUGAAGCCAUUCUCUGCCUAGACUCUUACCAAAUCAUGUUCUCCCAAAUACUUUGUGGCCUCUGCCAAAAUAGAGAAGUCGUUCGUGUUGGUUCUGCAUUUGCAUCUGGCUUCAUCCGUGCUAUGCGGUUCCUGGAGGAUCACUGGUCUCUACUAUGUAACGAUAUCCGAACAGGAACUAUUAACGACAAAGUUACUGAUCCUUCAGUGAGAGAGGCUGUGAUGAAAAUCCUCAAACCAGACUCGGAGUUGGCUGAUUUCAUCGAGGCUGUUUGCAGCAAGGAUUCAUGGAAAGGGAUAAUCACUAGGCUGUGGCCUAAUACCAAGUACGUGAACGGAAUCAUGACUGGAAGCAUGUCUCAAUAUAUACCAACACUCGAUUAUUACAGCAAUAGCCUCCCUAUCGUCAGUGCUAUGUAUGCUUCCUCGGAGUGUUUCUUUGGACUCUAUCGAUACAGGGUUGGUGAUGUGCUUCGGGUUGCUGGAUACAAGAACAAUGCGCUUCAAUUCAACUUUAUAUGCCGGGAAAAUGUAAUAUUGAGCAUUGAUUCUGAUAAGACUAAUAAAAUUGAGCUACAAAAUGCAGUUAAAAAUGGAGAAAACAAUCUGAUGCCAUUCAAUGCUCGUGUAACCGAGUACAUGAGCUAUGCUGAUACUGCCACCAUUCCUGGCCACUACGUCUUGUUUUGGGAGCUGAGCGUCAACACCUCUGCCCCAGUUCCUCCGUCAGUCUUUGAAGACUGUUGCCUUACCAUUGAAGAAUCUCUCAACAGCGUGUACCGCCUGGGUCGUGCGUCUAACAAAUUCAUCGGUCCUCUCAAAAUCAGGAUAGUGAAAACUGUUAAACUGAUGCAUUAUAAUGCUCACACACACACACGAAAGUCAUUGAAGCAGAGAAGAGAAGAAGGAAAGAGCUAA